AUGCAUGGACAACGCAAGGCCAACGGCGAGGCAAAAAAGAGACUGCCACCAUACCUGGCCGCUACUAGUCGCAAAGGACGAGUUGUUGCGUGCGUCCGAGAAGUCGGUCACGAUCGGGAGCAGCCCGCCAGUUCGAUGCGCCUCUGCGGCUGCUGCAGCACGACGGUCGCCCUUGGUCCAGGGGACGAAGCAGCUAGACCGCGAACCGGGACGAGGAGAAGCAGAAGCCGUAGCAGGGACAGGCCGCGAGACCAACCCCGAGUCAAAGGGUCCGCGAAAGCAGCUUCACCAGCAAGAUCAGGGUUGGGCGGCUCUAGGGACCGUCGGAUAAGAGAAUCAUCACCGCCACGGAGACGUAGAGGUGCGUCGAGGGACAGAUAUACUAGUCAGAAGGAACGCAGGCCUAGGGACUCCUCAAGAGAUCGAAAACCACGCAGCAGGUCAAGGGAGCGAAGGCCCAAGGACACAGCCACGGAGAAGGAGCUAAACCUAAGGGACGUCUCCAGGGAUCAUCGUCCAAGGCGUAGGUCCAGAUCAAGAGAGCGAUCCAGAGACCGUUCGCGUGACCGUCGGAAGCGUCGUCACUCUCGUUCACGAAGCCCCUACCGCGCGUCGAAGCGCCGUGACCGAUCAGCCUCACCGCGUCGAAGGACUUCACGGUCUCCCUCCCACAAGGACAGGCGUGUCAAAGUGCGAAACCCCUCUCCCCCAACCCGCAGCCGCAAGCCGCUUCCAUCUCAGGAGAUUUCUUUCCGAGGCGGACCAGAUUCUGGCGCAUUAUCAAAAGAAGAGGUGGUUGAGAAGCAGAAGCCCAAUCUAGCCCCUAGUGGUCUACUCGCCCGUGAGGCUAACACAGUAGCUGGCACCAAUAUAUCACUGAAAUACCACGAGCCACCCGAGGCACGGAAACCUCUCUCAUCAGCCCAAUGGCGCAUCUUCGUAUUCAAGGGGGAAGACACAUUGGAUACAAUAGAGCUAUAUACGCGUUCGGUCUGGCUGCUUGGUCGGGCGCCAGAGGUGGCUGACAUUCUCCUAGCCCAUCCUAGCUCUAGCCAGCAACACGCGGCAAUUCAGUUCAGAUACAUCGUGAAGAAGACGGAGGACGAGUAUGGCGUUACUCAGAAGAAGGGAAAGGUGAAGCCGUAUAUCAUCGAUCUGGAAAGUAGCAAUGGAACCGUUCUCAACGGGGAGAAGUUGGAUGCUGGGCGAUAUGUAGAACUCAGGGAUGGCGACCUAUUGAAGUUUGGAGGAUCUGAGAGGGAGUAUGUUAUUAUGCUCCCGCCUCCAGACAAGGGUUGAGCAUUUGCUCGUACAAUUGCAGCACCCCCUCCAGUUCAGACUUCGCGCGAUAUACUCACUAGUAUACCGCUUUAGAGUAGCUCGAUCACGGAUUGGCUCGUGAAGAUCGGCACAAGGUUUUCCAACGAUGCUGGAGGGGAUGAUCGAACUAGGGAUGAUGCAGAGGUGGAAGGGAACCCUGGACAGAGUAUAUAAAAUAAAUUAAGCUGUAAAACACUGUUUCUGUACACAAUUGAAGGCAUUCAGACC
Molecule: messenger RNA, 1548 nt
Organism: Mytilinidion resinicola
Lineage: Eukaryota; Fungi; Ascomycota; Dothideomycetes; Mytilinidiales; Mytilinidiaceae
Product: SMAD/FHA domain-containing protein
Exons: 2
Coding region: 1-1299 (432 amino acids)
Biological process (GO): mRNA splicing, via spliceosome; maintenance of RNA location
Cellular component (GO): nucleus
Molecular function (GO): protein binding; mRNA binding
Source: RefSeq, a predicted model, not a curated record